Molecule: messenger RNA, 1627 nt
Organism: Protobothrops mucrosquamatus (brown spotted pit viper)
Lineage: Eukaryota; Metazoa; Chordata; Lepidosauria; Squamata; Viperidae
Gene: UBE2U
Product: ubiquitin conjugating enzyme E2 U
Exons: 10
Coding region: 354-1253 (299 amino acids)
Source: RefSeq, a predicted model, not a curated record
GCCUGGCUUGCUUCAUACUCCGCUUCUCCAUGCUUCCUACAAAGGCUAUGCUUGUAGCAGUUCAGCUGUGAAAAGCAAGGAAUGGAGAUAUUUUUUUGCCUGCUCCUUCAAAUAUAAUUACCUAAUAGAAGUAUAGAGAAUUUUCUUUUUGGGGUGAGCCUCAGGCCUGUUGGCAAGGUGUUCACUAUUAGGCUCAAAUCCAUUUCAAUUCCAGAUGAAAAAGGGAAAAUCCUGUAGUUUUUUUUUUUUCUGCCACUUUUUCCCAAUUACCUAUUCAUUCUGCUGGCUCCACUUGAAUGCAAAAUUGUCGUCUGAGUGAAACUACAAGAGAAGAAUAAGAGGCUCCUGAGAAUAUGUUGCAUUCAAGAGCUUUCUUACUGUUGGAAAGAGAGUUUGUGGAGUUCAAGCAGGCAAAUAUAUUUGGCAUUUCUGUUAUGCCUGUGGAGGACAAUUGGAUGGAAUGGAUAGCUGAAAUUGGAGGGCUGAAGGAUACCUUAUGGGAAGGUGCUGAGCUUCAGCUGUCACUGAAAUAUUGUGCAAACUACAAUGCCGUGCCUCCAACUAUCACAUUCACCACUAUUCCUUUCCAUCCCAAUGAUCUCACAUUGCACGUCUUAAAUCGUAUAAUCAUUCUUUUCGAGGUCAAAUUUGUUUUGUUGUCUAAUCCUGUUCUGAACAAUGCCGUGAACCUGGAGGCAGCUCAAAUGCUGAGGACAAAUUAUCGCCUAUACAGAGAAAAAGUUGUACAGUGUGUCACAAAUAGCAAGCAACUCGAAGCUAUUGCCAAAGAUUGGGAUACAACUUCAAUCAAGUUUUAUGAAAAAUCAAAAGAACCGAGCUCGCACAGAAAGGCAACAGGGGUCUCAUAUGAAGAAUAUUAUAUAACAUGGUUUAAAAUUGCCACAUCAAGACCUGCUGAAGAUUUUAAACAACCAGUGUUUGAAGAUCCGGAGUAUAUAGGAAACCGUUACAACUGGAUGGCAGAGAAUGUGAACAGAGGCUACUGGGAUGAAAAUUUACAUAACGUUUUUGUCUCUGAUUGCAUUGAAAAGCAGAAGAAGCAGCUAAUGUUAGAAAACUGGACAGGCCAAUGCACUGUCCCAAGCCCACCUUCAGGAGCAUCUAGAUCUUCAAAAACGUCUUCCGUGGGAUCUAAGAAGAUGGACAAAAGCAAAAAUGAAGAACAAUGGGAGGACGAAGUCGAAGGUCUUGUUCUGUGGUCUACAAAACUUGACCAAGAAAAAUUAGAUUAAACAACAGUCUUUACUUCUAUUACUCUUUUAAAAAGUACUUAUUUGUUGAUAUUCAGACAUUGGCUGGGGAAAACCCCAUGCAGUUCAGAUAGAAUCUGACUGUUACCAUGUUUGCAUUGCAAAAUGCCUUUGACGGCCUGAAUUACAGCUGCCAGAAUACCCUGUUUAUAAAAAAAGUCCAAAUGCAAGCACCGUUAAACCUGAGGUGAUUUUAUCAAAUGGACAGAAAUUCAUUUACGUUUUGCACAAGCUAAUGUUAUUCAUGGCAGGGUAGAUAGUGUAAACUGCUUUCCAAAGUAUGAAGUAACUGUAGAGUUACAUCAUCUACUGACAAAACAAUUCUGACGAUAUAGCAGAGAAGCAUAGAGCAAAUA